AUGUCAACCCGUUCCGCUCCAGCCUCCGACCAACACUCCGAAGCCCCGUCAUUUCGUAUCGAACCCAAACGAUCUGGACAGCGAACAUUCGAGGAAUUUGGUCGGAAAGCGACGCUGAGCUCUCGCUUGAAGGCUGCCGCUGGGAAAGACCGUUCCAGAUCAGGUCACUCUCCUACCAGCCCUCCUCGAAUUGGUCGAGGCUCUGACCGCAUCACGCGCUGGAACACGGCAGAGGAGGUUUCCAGUUCUCGAAGGGAUCGAUCUUCUGAACAUCGCCCUCGCCGGCGGAGGGCCAAGACCAUUGCUCACAUCCCGAAUACUAGGGCUUCGAGCGGAGAGAGGACUCUAGAAGAGCGACGCUUGGUCCAGCUAGAAAGGAGAACUCUGAAGGAGAGUGGCGACUACCUUGGCGUCACCGGAAUCAACCCAAGCACCGGAGAGCUGGACGUUUUGACUCCCUCGACAACUAGUUUCAGCUCCGCAUCCUGGGCUCUUGAACCAAAGCUGGAAUCACGCCAAAAGACGCUGCCGAUAAAUGAUCGCAGAGGGGCCAUCGUGCUGACGGAAGAGGUGACGCAAAAGCUCCAGCAACAAGAGGAACGGCGGUUCGCACAGAAAGAUCGAGAAAAGGAGGCCAUACGACAAGCCCAGCGCAACGUUCGGUGGCGGCGCAAUCGGCAGCACUGGUCGUCUGCAAAAGAACCGGUUCUGAGCCCAAUUGCCCAGUCAAUCAAGAGCGUUUCCACCCGCGAGUCGGAAGACAAAGACGGAGACUGGAGUUUCCCGCAACCGCAGGAAAUGUAUCAUUCCCAUCGACCGGCAAUGGGUCACACAGAUCCCAGGUCCCACUUGUCAAGGCAUCUGAUCUCGGAGGAUGACGGUGCGGAUUCUUCUGACACGAUAGUUCGAACACCUCAACGGAGGCGAUCCUCCUUCGCCGCCCCUGGAAUUAGAGAGCUCAUGGGGAGUGGUACCGCUUUCGGUGAUGAGAGAGAUUUAGCCUUGGGACAGGUUCCGGUUGGCGCUGCGAGCCCUGCACAGGGUGUAAGUGCGGGAAGCCCGCAAGUCCAAAUCACGCCUCCCACACUCAUUGCCAAGCAGAAGACCAAGGGAGACCAAGUAAUGGAGAAAGUAUUGCCGCCUCUUCCCAAAGGUCCUCAAAAGGCGGUUUCUUUUUUAGGCCAGCGAUGGCUCGAGGAGACAGAGCCGGGAGGCCGGCCAGCACUCCGGGCCGUUUCCACCCCGAUGAAUUGCGUCGUGACGGACCGGCGAAAACACAACAUCAGGGAGUUCUCAAGAAUUCCCUGUCCAACCCCGGGCAAAGUUCCUUCCUACCCUUUGAGAGCAAUAUCAAUCAAUUCCAGGUCGAUUCAAAAAGACCGCUUGAGCGUUCAUAUCCUAACAGAAACGUACCAAACACGACUCCCAGCCCCUCAGUCAUUAGAAACAGACCAUUCUCGAUUCAUCAAACAGAAGCAGCAAGCCCGUCAGGAGUCCGAGGUCCUCACUUCCAACAAAGUUUCAAAGGACCGGUCACUAGGGAUAGGCUCCCGAUUCGUGGUAGAGCAGCAGCGGGAUCUCAACAACCAGGAGGCAACCGAGAUUUGUGGCCUAGGAGCUCCAGUGACCAUAUCCCCAUCCGAGUCAUGGUCGACAUUCCAGAGGGCUUCGGAGGCUCUGAAGACGUGGAACGAAGGGUCAAUGGCCAGAACCCCCCCCAAGGGGCCGAUGAGCGCCAGCUUGCAGGUGACGGCAGAGUUUUCGAACCUGGCAAGCAAGCCUUCUGUGGACCAGCUAGUGACCCAAGACACGAUGGAGACGAACGAGGAACCGACCUGCCUUGUAGAUCAAGAAGGAAUAGAGGGACCGGCGGUAAGGUCUGCUAUCAUACCCACCAUCACCACUACUGGCUUCGACCAAGGUCAUUUUCGAUUGAGCCCAUGUCAAAGUCAACCAGGGAGGAAAGCCAGCGAAAACUGGAGCAUGUUGCAGAAUCGACACAGCAGUCGGCGAUGCGACGGACAAAUGUCGACUUCGACAGAAGAGAUAUCGAUGGAAUCAACACGUCUGCUGGCCAACGUCAAACGGCGGACCGAGACGUUGGUGCCAAAAGGCAAGCUUGCGGCGGCAGCUCAGAACGGUCAAAAGGCUGCGAUCCAAACGGAGGCCAGGAAGUCCUUUGUCGAGAGUUCGCCCGGCAGCGAAAUCGAAGAGGAGCAGACGGAGAACAGUGUCACGUCACCCACGUCCACGUCUACAUCACCCCUAACCGUUCGGGAAGAAGCUGUCCAGCGGGAUCAAAGCAAGGCAGCUUCAUUGAGGGCGGCGCGGGCCGCAGCGGUCUACUCGGGCAGCAAGAUGGCGGAAACUCAGAAAAGGUGUCUUGGGGCGAGCAAAGAUUCCCGAGCACUGCCUCUCAGUCUAAGAAAGCCUCGUGCCGAUCACGUUCCGUUUAGGAGGUUGAGGAGCAGCUUCAACUGGAUGGUGAGACGUUCGGACAAGAGCCGACAGAAGUCGAACAGCAGAAGCACGGACAGCCCGGAGACCAGCAACAGCGACCAGAGCAGCUCUCGCCCAGUCUCUGUCAGAACAGGGAGCAGUGCCGACCCUCAGACUAUCCGCACACAGCAGAGCAGAGAGUGGCCAGCGACCAGUCAGGUCACGUCGUCGAAGCCUGGCUGCAGCACGUCAAGCACGCUGGUGGACAAGGGCUCCGAAGGCGGCGACAUCGAAGGUCGUUUGAGAAGUGAGACGAUCCAUAAGCGGUUGCUAAAAUGCGCCACCGACGGCAAGCAGAUGGCGGGGAUCUGGGCCCGGUGGUACUGGAGUCUGAUCUCGCCAUGCUUUGAUCCGACAUCGCCAGUGAGAAAGCGACUUGACGGCAACGAGUCAACAUGGAGGGAUUUCGGAUUGUUCCUAUUCACGGUGAGCAGCGGUUUCAUAUCAUUGGCGGUGGCGGUCCGGACGGCGCAGGGGAUCGCACUGGUGAUGCGGACAGCGCAUGGUGUGCUGGGGGGGCUGAUUGCGAUUCUCGGUUCCUGA
Messenger RNA from Colletotrichum destructivum, 3042 nucleotides. RefSeq lists its product as uncharacterized. Lineage: Eukaryota; Fungi; Ascomycota; Sordariomycetes; Glomerellales; Glomerellaceae. The record is from RefSeq and is a predicted model, not a curated record. The transcript has 3 exons. Bases 1 to 3042 code for a protein of 1013 amino acids.